Molecule: messenger RNA, 3283 nt
Organism: Cucurbitaria berberidis CBS 394.84
Lineage: Eukaryota; Fungi; Ascomycota; Dothideomycetes; Pleosporales; Cucurbitariaceae
Exons: 2
Coding region: 217-3006 (929 amino acids)
Biological process (GO): mRNA splicing, via spliceosome; spliceosomal tri-snRNP complex assembly
Cellular component (GO): U4/U6 x U5 tri-snRNP complex; catalytic step 2 spliceosome
Molecular function (GO): protein binding
Source: RefSeq, a predicted model, not a curated record
ACAUACCACCUCCCAUCCCACAUUUCUGCUUGUAAACCUCCGUAGCCCAAGCUAUUGCACCUUCGCAAUCUGACUUACCCGUCGGUCCCCGUCGGAGAGAGCAAUACCCGGUCCAGUUGAACAAAUAACAGAGGGUGUUGCAGAGCCCAGCAACGGUUUCGGGCUGCGGCAAGAUCACCACCACACGUCGAUAGUUGAGAGGCCCAUACCGCCAGAAUGAGCGGACGACGCGACUUCUUAUCUAUGCCCGCGCCUGAGAACUAUGUGGCUGGUCUCGGGCGUGGUGCCACUGGGUUCACGACUCGAAGCGAUUUGGGUCCGGCUCGUGAGGGACCUUCAGAGGAGCAGAUGAAGGAGAUGCUAGCAAAACGCGCGGCGUCUUUGGGUCAGGCAGCUCCCUCUGCGUACGGUGUGACAGAGAAAAAGGAGGAAGACGAAGAAGAGGACCGGUUCCAGGACCCUGACAAUGAAGUCGGUCUAUUUUCGAGUGGCAUGAACUACGACAAGGACGACGAUGAGGCAGAUCGCAUAUACCAGGAGGUAGAUGAGAAGAUGGACAAACGGCGAAGAGCUCGAAGGGAAGCUCGCGAGCAGCAAGAACGCGACGAUUACGAGAAAAAUAAUCCGAAGAUCCAGCUACAAUUCGCCGACCUGAAACGAGCACUCGGCUCCGUAUCUGAAGAAGAAUGGGCUGCGUUGCCUGAAGUAGGAGACAUGACGGGAAGGGCGAAGCGUGCGCGAGAGGCUCGCAUGGCAAAUUCACGGUCAUAUGCUGUACCGGACAGCGUUCUGCAAGCAGCGUCCAAAUCCGGGGAGCUUGAUACGUCGAUAUCUUCAAAUGAUGCCGAUUCGGGAACCAUGACGAACUUCGCUUCUAUUGGAGCUGCACAGUUGUCUGCGUUGACAGUGCGGCUGGACUCGGCGGCCUCCAACCCUGGCACACAAACGACAACAUCCGGAACAGCGACCUCAGUCGACCCGAAAGGAUACAUCACGGCAUUGGACCGAAAGCAAGCAACAGGUGACGAGGUCCCAGUCGAGGACAUCAACCGCGCCCGAGUCCUGCUCGAGUCGGCUGUAAAGACAAACGUACACAACGGGCCUGGUUACGUUGCACUUGCACGGCUAGAAGAGGUGGCUGGCAAGAUUCACACUGCAAAGAAAGUCAUACAAAGAGGCUGUGAAAUGUGUCCCAAGUCGAUCGUCGUAUGGGAAGAAGCUAUCCGCCUCAAUCGGGAGAGCAUCCACAACGCAAAGAUUAUCGCAGCAAAUGGUAUCAAACUCAACCCGAAGGCCAUCAAGCUAUGGCAAGCGGCCAUUGAUCUCGAGCAAACGCCAGCUGCCAGGAAAAAGGUCACUCGACAAGCACUGGAUCACAACCCGCAGUCAGUCGAGCUUUGGAAGACAUUGAUCAACGACACGGAAGACAUUGAGAAUGUGAAGCUAUUGUUCGCCAAAGCUACAGAGACAGUACCUCUCUCCGAGGAACUGUGGAUCUCUUACGCGCGCGUAAGUGACGCUGAUGCAGCUCAGCAGGUCUUGAACAGAGCACGCAAAGCUAUACCCACCAGCUGGGCGAUUUGGGUACAUGCGUCCAGGUUGCAAGAAGAGCUAGGGAAGAUCGAACUUUGCGACAAGAUCAUGGAGCGUGCCGUAAAGGCGCUCAUCAAGGAAAAUGCCAUGAUUAAACGCGAGGAGUGGUUGGCACAGGCUGAGAUUUGCGAAGAAGAAGGCGACAAGGCAACUGCGGCCUCGAUAGUCAAGAGAACUGUGGGCUGGGGUCUCGACGAAGACGACGAACGACGAGACACAUGGCUUGAGGACGCCAAGAGCAUAUCCGGUCGCGGACGGUAUGAAACUGCACGUGCUAUUCUCGGACACGCCGUCUCAAUCUUUCCUUACUCAACAACAGUCUGGCAUGCGUCUGCGGACCUUGAGAAGCACCAUGGCACUGCCGAUUCCCUGCUCCGUGUUCUUGAGCACGCGGUUAACGCCUGUCCGAAUUCAGAGUCGCUCUGGCUGCUCUACGCUAGAGAGAUGUGGCAAUCAGGAGACCCUGAAGGAGCUCGUAAGGUUUUGGGCCGCUCGUUCGAACAACUACCGGGCAACGAGAACCUCUAUACCCGAGCGGUUGACUUCGAGGUUGACGCUGGCAAUUACGAGCAGGCUCGCAGCUUCCUGCAGGUCGCUCGGGAGUCGGCUGCUACCGACCGGAUUUUCAUGAAGUCUGCCGUCCUCGAGCGGCAAUUAGAAAACUAUGAGGCUGCGAUUGACAUCUGCAAUCAAGGUUUGCAGAAUUGGCCUGGUAGCUGGAAACUACAUGCCAUCAAGGGUCAGAUAUACGAGCAGUUGUCAAAGCUCAAGGAGGCGCAAGAGGCAUUCAGCAUUGGCACUCGUGCAGCACCGAAGUCACCAAUGCUCUUUAUCCUCCUCUCCCGGAUACAAGAGAAGCAAGGUGCAGUCGUCAAAGCCCGCUCAACACUAGACCGCGGCAGGCAACAGAAUCCCAAGAACGCCGAGCUCUUGUGUGAAGCAGUCCGUCUCGAACGCCGGCAGAACAACGUGCCCGCUGCCCAGAAGAUCAUGGCCACCGCGCUCCAGGAGUGUCCCAAUUCAGGCCUUCUGUGGGCGGAGAAGAUCAUGCACUUGGAGUCGCGCACCCAGCGCAGACCACGAGCGCUUGAAGCGAUUAAGAAAGUCGAGAAAGAUCCACAAUUGUUUGUUGUCGUGGCUCGGAUCCUCUGGUCAGAGCGUAAACUAGACAAGGCAGCAUCGUGGUUCACGAAAGCUAUCGUGUUGGACCCUGACUACGCUGACGGCUGGAUCUGGUUUUACAAAUUCUUGGAGCAGCAUGGCACCGAAGAGAAGAAAGGGGAGGUACUCUCCAAAGCUGCCAUGGCGGAACCCAGACACGGUGAGAUUUGGCAGUCUGUUGCGAAAAAUCCCAAGUUUGCCCGUCUGAGCGUUGAGGAGAAGGUCAAGUCCGCUGCUAGGCUAGCGGAGUAGGCAGUGAAGGCUUCAGGCUGAGCAGUCAAUAAUAAGCAGACUCUAGAUCUGGUCAGAAAAUGAUUAGAGCUUUUAAUCGGCGGGUAAGAUACGUACUAGGUGCGGUAUAUAGCGAUCAGAUACUCGCUAAUAUCCAACAUAUAUGCACUCCUACGAUUUCCGUGUGCAUUGUGUAACAUCGGAGCAAACUACCUAGUGCCGGUGUUACGCCAGGCACAGGCCCCGAGGUGUGGGCAACUACCUUCGUAUUUCGCAUUGCACAACAACAUCAGGCAAC